Molecule: messenger RNA, 1441 nt
Organism: Helianthus annuus (common sunflower)
Lineage: Eukaryota; Viridiplantae; Streptophyta; Magnoliopsida; Asterales; Asteraceae
Exons: 3
Coding region: 1-1209 (402 amino acids)
Molecular function (GO): zinc ion binding; nucleic acid binding
Source: RefSeq, a predicted model, not a curated record
AUGGCAAGUGGAGGAAACACGGAUAACACAGAACGUAUAACUCGGAACGAGUUAAACAAGAUGAUCUCGGAUGAAGUAACGAGGGUAAUUGAUGCAAAUGUUUUCAAGCUAGCACAAGAGGUGGAGGGCCAAGUACUUAGUACGGUAGAAAAUAUGAUCACGGGCAAGGUGGAUGAAUUGAAGGAAAUGAUAGCUGGAAUUCAAGGCAAGAAAGAGGCAAGACGGUGCACCUACAAGGAUUUUAUGGCAUGUAAGCCUACGACCUUUGACGGGGAAAUCGACCCCAUAGAAUGCCAAAGAUGGAUAGCUAACAUGGAAGGGGUAUUCAUUCGGAGUCAUUGUGACAAGGAAGACCAAGUCAUGUUUGCCACGGGGCAACUCAUGCGAAGGGCUAAAGAUUGGUGGGACUCGUAUAGUAAGGAGAUUGGAGAAAAUCGAGUUCAAACCUUGACUUGGCAAGAAUUCAAACAGCCUUUUAUCAAGUACCAUUGUCCACAAUCGGCUGUGGAUCGAAUUCAAGAAGAUUUUCUCCGGUUGCGACAAAGGGAUGAAUCAGUUAACGAAAUCACGAACACUUUCCUCGAUCAACUGAAGUUUUGUGAAGAAAUAGUUGGAACAGAAAGGAAGAAGAUUAUUCGUUAUCAUGGCAUGCUCAAAGCUGAAAUUCGGGAGUUCAUAACUCCUUCAAAGUGUGAAACUUUGGAUGAGAUCAUUGAUUUAGCAAGGGAUAGAGAAAUCGAGAUAAAGAGGCAAGAUGAACGUGGGGAGAAAAGGCAAGUCGAGAAGGGGUCAACUCAAGGCUCAUCCAAGAAACCCAAAACGCAAGAUCAAGGAAAGAAGGAAGCUUCCAAAGGCGGGUUCCCACGAUGCAAAACAUGUGGAAAACCCCAUUCCGGUGAAUGCUUAUUGGGAAGGAAGGGGUGUUACAAUUGCGGGCAAGAAGGGCAUCCGUACUAUAACUGUCCGAAUCCCAAGAGGGUGUGCUACAAUUGUAAUGAAUCGGGCCAUGUGAAAGCUGAUUGCCCAAAGCUCAAACAAGGGCCGAAGAAAGAAGGAAAGAAAGAAGAAACCGCGAAAGCGAAAGGAAGAAUGUUCCAAAUCUCCACGGAAGAAGCAAGAGCUCACCCGAAUGUGGUCUCAGGGAUUAAAGAAGAAAGCUCAAGUCAUUCCGGAACGCAAACAAACCACGACAAAGGUAAAGCUACUUGAUGGAUGGCAUAUUUGGACCGAACACACUUGUGAUGCACGCUUCCGCGAAGUUGCUAGUCGUGGUCUAAACUUUUGUUAAAUGUUUCUUUUGUUUAAAACGGGUCUUAUGUAAGUAACUUAAUCCGGUAGUUCUUAGAUCUUGAACUUGUAGUUAAAAUGGUAUGGGUUGUAAACUCUUUUUCUAACUAUUUCGUUAGUCAUGUUGAAGUAAAUGCAGAAUUUUAGUUAUGAA